Molecule: messenger RNA, 4357 nt
Organism: Manduca sexta (tobacco hornworm)
Lineage: Eukaryota; Metazoa; Arthropoda; Insecta; Lepidoptera; Sphingidae
Source: RefSeq, a predicted model, not a curated record
AUAACACUAGUACAAAUAAUUUGUUUAGUGCGUUCACGGUAAAGUAACACGUCAUAAGAAAGUGCAUUAAUAAAAUUGUUAAUUGUUAAGGUCACAGGUAGUUGAGCGGCGUAGUUGACCGCGGCGCGCGCGCAGACCACUCGUGUACUAGAAGCGAAAUCGCUUUUUCCUUAAAUUCGUAUCGAAAAUCGAAAUAGAGGAAUUCGCUUAGUUGUACCGAAUAUAUUGACGCGCCUUGAAAACUGUUGUAACAAUUUCAUCUCGAUGUGUUUUUAAACUAAAACAAAUACGUUAUUUCAUCUAAAAGAUGUUUUUGUUAAUAAUUCCGGAUCAAGUAGACAUGUCUCUAUCGAUACAAUAGUAUCAGAAGGCGUGUUAACUAAAGUGCAAAGCGCUUGUUUUACGACGAGAUGAAUUACAACUUAUCAUGGAUUUUAUUCUUGAUGCUACAAUUCACAAUCGUGAUACUGCACCCUGUUCACAAUCAACGAGGUGCAGAUAUCGACCACAUUGGAAAGAUUUCGCCUGCCGAAGAUACUAUACCAAAACAAGAAGGCGCUUUCCAUCAUCAAAACGAACGAGUCAUAUCUGUCAGAAUAACAUCAUCGGUUGCUGUAGGACGAACGAAAGAUAAAACACAGACAAAUCUAAAAAACAAUGGCAAGUCUGUGACUCAUGAAAGCAAUGUUACACCGACUUCAGAACCCAUAGAUAUAAGCGAAUAUUCUAAAAACAAAAUGACUGAUAUACCUCCAGAUUUAGCAGGUGCUAAUAUAGAAUUCAUUAAACAACUUAAUGCAAAAAAAGAAGCAAAAGAACACAACUUAGAAAACAUACAUCCGUUUAAAUUAGUAAUUAAUAAUCAACGUUAUAACACAGAUGACGAAAUUCUCGAAGAAUCUACUUCUUUAUAUGAUGACAUUGACGAAGUAGAAAAUUUAGAAAAUGUUCCCCUUGAACGAAAGAUACCAUCGUCUGUCAAUGCUAAUCACGUAAGUGAAAAGUCUGAACCUCCUCAACCGCAGGACUCAAAUGAAUCAUACGUGAUAAAACAUGACGAAAAAAUUGAAAAAAAUUAUAGAAUUAAUAAUGAUACCAUAAAAGACAUACAAAACGGAAAAAGAAAGUUAGAUAUCAGCAAUAUAAGUAAAGAUAGGCAAAGUGAUAGUCGUGUCCCCGCUGACGAAGAAUCUGAAAACUUUAAAAUAGACGAUGAACUCUAUAUUGGUGAUAAUUACGAAGACAAUAAUUCUAACCAAACGUUUGACUCUACAGCAGAAUCAUCUCUUAAAUCUGUAAUAGAAGUAACGACAAAAUUAAUUGAUGAUGCAGAUGCAGAACCACAAGUUGAACAAGUAGUAUCAUCUAAUCAAAACUACUUACAAGAAUUUAGAAAUAAACCUUUAAAUGGAAGAGGGAAUAUUCCCAGACUAACAACGGUUAGUUUUAAUAUAGUUCAUGAUAAUGUCAAGGGGGCGGAAAAUUAUGAUGAACAAACAACAUAUAGAAAUCCAACACACUCCCUCGCUCAGCCUGUGCAAAAUUAUGAACAACAAAUUUACAGUGAACCUGCGCGUAUAUAUAGUGAACCUGCAAAGUUUUAUAGUGAACCUGCUAAAAUAUAUAGCGAACCUGCUAAAAUAUAUAGUGAACCUGCUAAAAUAUAUAGUGAGCCUGCAAAAAUUUAUAGCGAACCCGCCAAAUUCUAUAGUGAACCCGCUUCCCUGCAUCUGAGUCCAAGCGCUACCCCAAAUUUUACACCGUGGCAACAUUAUUCACAGUCUGCAGGUACCACAACCAUUAACACUACACCCGUUACGAUGAUUACAAAUCCAUCCAUGUCACGAAGUAUGCCAAAAGUGGAUCUUGAACCGGAAAAAAAUUACGAAGUGGACGAGAAACUCAGCAUCGUAACUAAUGGACGUAGUCAUGGUGUCCAAGAGUCAACUACGGAGAAGUGCAAACAAGACAAUUGCAAAGUGGGAUACGUAGUGGAAGGUCGGCAAUAUAAAAAAUACAGAGUGGAAGAAAGGACGUCAGACGGAUUUAUAGUUGGGGAAUACGGUGUUGUGAGGAAUGAAGACGGAGCUCUCCGGGGUGUCAGAUAUACAGCCGAUAGCGACGCUAGUCCUCGUCUCAUAUACGAUGCGCUUAUGAAGUUCCUACAGCUCAGAUAAAUGUAAAACUAGUACUAAAUAUUUUUUAAAGUUCCAGUGGGUUGCCAUCGUCGGUUUUAUGCUAAGUAUAAAAAAUGGUCUAAUUUUAUUUGCUCAUUUAUUUAGCUCUAGGAAAACGGUGUAGUAAGAACAACAAAGUGUGUUUCAACAGCUCGUUAUUUAUUAUUAAGACUGAUUGAUUACAACGGUACAAUGUCAUGACGUACCACAUAAUACCGACUACAUAAUAUUGAUUGUUUUUAGGGUAUGUUCAUAUUGCGUCACAGAUAAGAUUCAUAGAAUUAGGAUUACAAGCAUGUUGCUACUAUUCCGAUUGAUUAUUAAAAUGUAAUUUAAAUUUGUGUUACUUCUCUUUAUAGAAUUUUCCGCAUUAAUCUCGUAACUAAAAUCUCGACAUCGUUAUAAUAUUUAAUAAUUCAUGGGCGUAGGCUGUUUCAACUCAGGGGUAAGGGCUAAACGGAAACUUCGUAUGCUAUAUAGUCCCAAUAACUCAAUAAAUGUAUGGAGGCAUUUGUGUUGAAUCCAGGAGAGAGGGCAUGUGCCCAUCCCUGCUCCUAUCAGCCUACGCCUAUGCAAAGGGUUCUUUCGAUAGCACAAAAACCUAAAAUGAAUACUUACUUAGCUGCUUUUAUUAUAAUUAGUAGGUACUCAUGAUCAUUUAUAAUAUAAGCAUGUCCUUUAGAUAUCCCGACUCCUUUUAUACGUUUAAUAUUAUGAAUCCAUUUAAUAUUGUUUUAUUUCAUUGAUAUUCAAAAAUAAAUAAAGAAACAAAGGAAUUCGAAUGACAUAAAUUGCAACAGUACCUAAGCAAUUAAGUAUCUGGGUACCUACUAGGUACUUAUAGAGGAUAGAGGCAAGGAGCACCAUCUUUUAUGGGGGAAAGUUGAACAGUCCAGCGGUAAGCAACAAUUAACAACUUACAAACCCACCACAAUAGAGCUAGUGUAGCAAGAGGAUAUACUUAACAUGAAGUUAGUUAGUUGUGAACGGAGUAAAGUGCUAAGUUGGACAAUUUAAUUACUCUAUUGACUAGUCAACUAAUGAAACCUCAGUAUAUAAAAUCACAACUAUUGACGUAGUCCAAAAUAAUUUGGUAAAUUUAAUCUUUAAAAGCUACUGUGACAUUAAUUCAUGAUCCUACUUUAUUCAAUUUUAGCGCUAUCUUUAAAAUUGUACCAUUUGCUACCGUGGCGUCACCAAUUUCACACUUUUCGACGGACACCUUUUCAUACACAGAGAAGGUGCUUCUUGCCUCUACCCUCCAAAUUACUGCUAGAUAUUGUUAAUUUUUGGCGUAGCACAGCAACAUAGUGCUUGUAGCCAAAUAUAAAAAAAAACUGUUAAUAUGUUAAGCACUUUAAAAACGAUGCACUCUUUGUUGUAAAAUAUAUGAAUUUACUCAUUUUUUUAUAUACUCUUAAUUAUUUAAGUAAACGUCGAGAUGGGUAGCGAAAUGCCUGACCAAUUUGAAACAACGCUCUUCAAGUUUCGGAAUUACCUACAUGCCUAAACCAAGUACUACCCAGUAAUGUCACUUGUUACAAUGGGACGGUUUAUUGUAUGUCUGUUACGAGGUUUAUGCAGAAAAAAUACCUAUUUAAAUUAUGCUGGUGCUGCAAGGCGCAAGAUACAAAAUUUUAUUUAAUAUGGAUUAUGAUUGUAUAGGUACUGCAUAAUUCAAAUUUCAAUAGAACUAUGUAGACAAUAUUCUCAUAUACUAAUAGAUAGAUAAGUAGAUUUAUGCAUUAUGUUUAAAAUGAAGCGGUGUAACUGCGGUGCCAUUUUCAUUAAUAUUAGUUGAAAUUUUAGUUAAUAAAUCACUCGCUAAUAAUUAACUUUAUUAAAUAGGUAGGUAGUCCACUUAUAUAAUAAAAUUGUGAUCAAUAAUAUUUCUUUCUUUUUUUCAAUCACUUACUUAGUGUCGACACAAUUCAUGUCACAACAAUCCUAGGUAUUCACAAUUCAGUCCGAACUUCGAACUGAAAUAAGUAAAUAGGUAUCUAGGUAAGUAUAUCUAUAGGUCUGGGAUUUAUAUUAUACAUUCAAAAAUGUGUAUUAGAUUACCAUGUCGACGUGAAUUUAACCAUUAAAAAUAUCAAUCAAAUGGUACGAUGCCAUGAAAAUCUGAUUAUGACCUACUGUAAGCGUUCCUGACAUGUUUGUGAUAUUUAAAAAAAAAA